Messenger RNA from Ogataea philodendri, 2361 nucleotides. RefSeq lists its product as uncharacterized. Bases 1 to 2361 code for a protein of 786 amino acids. The record is from RefSeq and is a predicted model, not a curated record. Gene Ontology annotation, cellular component: nucleolus. The transcript has a single exon. Gene Ontology annotation, biological process: positive regulation of rRNA processing; positive regulation of transcription by RNA polymerase I. Gene Ontology annotation, molecular function: RNA binding; protein binding. NCBI's taxonomy places the organism in Eukaryota, Fungi, Ascomycota, Pichiomycetes, Pichiales, Pichiaceae.
AUGGUCCUUUCUGACUGGAACCUCAAUUUUGGUGCCGGUGGCCGUCUGUUAGGCCGCGCCCAGCUGCUCUCGCCAGACUCCAAGUUUGCGAUCGUUCCUUUCAAGUCCCAAAUCAAGGUAUACUCGCUUGCUACCAGACAGUCUGUGAGAAGCAUCAAGGUGGAUAUCGACUUCGACACGGUGGUGGACUCGGUUCUCAGCGAAACAAACCCAAACCUGGUGUAUCUGUUCACCAAGACCAACCAAGUGGUUGUGCUUAAUUGGAAAGAGAAACUUUUGUCCCCGGUGGUGGAAACCCACUCUCUCGAGCUCCCAGCACCAAUAGUGAAAUUUGUGCGAUUCGGCAACUCCGAGGACGAGUUUUACUUGUUGAUCGGGAAAUCCACAGCAAAACCCCAGCCACACACACGGUCUUUGCUUAAAGUUUCCAAGGACUCCAAACACCACGAAAUAAUGUCGCUGAAAAAUGUCACUCUUUUUGCUGCCUCAGCAGACAGAUCGACCCUUGCAUUCCUCACAAACAAAAACCAGCUGUACUUACAAACUAAUGACAACGAGAUCGAGCAGGUGCCGAUCUCUUACAAGACACAGAUCACCUCGUUGGCCGUUUCGAAUACCCCAUCGCCGAUAAUAGCUCUGGGAACCGUUACCGGUAUCAUCCAGUUCUUCUACGUUGCAGACACCAACAAGUCGCAGCGUCUGUUGAAAUGGCAUAUUGGUCCUGUGAACACCGUCCGUUUUAGUCCCGACGGCUCAUAUCUCUUGUCAGGAGGACAAGAAAAGGUGCUUGUUUUCUGGCAUUUGGAAUCGGACAACCAGCAGUUCCUGCCCCGUUUGAACGGAGAAAUUGAAAACAUCGAGAUCUCUGCCACCACUGAGCAACUCUACGGAGUUACUCUACGUCUCACUCCGUCUGAUAGAGAAUACAUCGUGCUCAGUGCUGUGGACCUCACCUCCAGACUGAACGUUAAUGGUGUGCGGCCAAAGUUUGCUACUGAGCUCGAAUUUAUAGAGAAAGACCGUCGCCAGCUGCAAAAGAAAGACGUCCAACUUGACGACAAGCAGAUGACAAGAAUUCUGCACGACUACUCGUCGCAGUUCGAGGUGCACCCAACUUCGAAGCUGUGCUACUUCCCCUACGGCCCCCACCUACAGGCAUUUGAUUUUGCCAGAAACGAGCAGAUUUCUGUCAUGACCGCCGCGCCAACCAUCCAGGCCGGUAAGGUCCGGAGCGAGACCAGCAUCCAGGACCCGGAGAUUGAGCAGCUCGCGUUCAGCCAGGACGGCAAGUGGAUGUGCACUUUCGACAAGCUGCAACCGCCGGAAAUCGACAGCCUGCCUUCGCGCAAAGACUCACAGUACGCCCUGAAGUUCUGGAACUACGUCGAGGGCAAGGACCAAGCCGGCUGGUCGCUCUCGACGAAGAUCAUCGACCCGCACGGGCCCGGCGUGGCCGUGGUUGCAAUGGUUUCUGCGCCCCAAUCGUACAACGACGGACUGGCGUUUGUCACGGCAGACAGCAAGGGCGGUGUGCGGUUGUGGAGACCACGCGUGCCUAAGGAGAUCUACCAGAAACUCGGCAAGGACAAGAAACUACAACAAACCGCAUGGACUCUGCGUAAGGUGCGCAACGGCAGCGGCCGCUCAGAAAGCAGAAGCGCCAGUAUCUGCUGGGCACCGGACGCGUCGGUGAUUGCGUUCGGCCAGGAGGUCAAGAUUAGUCUCAUUGACGUGAACACUUUCGAGGACACCGAGGUGCAGCUCCCGUCGAUCGCCGGGUCACGUGUUCGCUCGUUGAACAUCAUCGACCGGUAUCUUGUUGUUUUGGCCAGAGACCGGCUGGUUUCGUUUGAUCUGCUCACUUUUGCCACGAGCGAGCUUGCCGUGAAGGUGAACACGCUCGUCGGCGGCAAGAACCAGAUCGCCAUCGACCACGAGAGGGGGUUGGUGUGCUACUGCGUCAACUACUAUUCGAAGAGCUUCCAGUUGCGUUCGCGGAUAUUUGUGUUUGAGCCGGCUAAGUUGCAACCGGUGUACGUUUCGGAGCACGACACAGGCAUCUCCAGCGUGCGCUACUCGUCCGGAACCGGCUCGUUCGUGCUGGUGGACAUCGACGCUCAAAUAGGCGUUCUGGGAGCAGGCGCCGGUGUGUUUGACGAACAGUCGCACCUGGACCGCGCGUUCGAACUCACCACGUUGCUCACAAACGCUAAACAGAUGGUUUCCAUCAGAGAGACUAGUUCCGACGUCGACGGCGAGACACGGCCGCUCAACGCACAGGCGUUUGAGCCCGUUCUUGAGAACCUCGAGGGGCUUCCUGUGGAGGUUCUGUUUGACCGCGUGAUGAAGAUCAUUGUGUAG